Messenger RNA from Adineta steineri, 2199 nucleotides. The record is from the annotation of a GenBank genome assembly. Lineage: Eukaryota; Metazoa; Rotifera; Eurotatoria; Adinetida; Adinetidae.
AUGGAUGACAUCAAUAAAAUUUUUCAACAAGCUGAUUCAGAUGGAACUGGCUAUCUUAAUAAAGAAAAACUUCAAAAUAUAUGUCCACAUUUAUCUUCAUCGGAAAUUGAAAUUAUAUUUCGUGAUCUCGAUACAGAUCAUGACAAUCGUAUAAGUUUGGCUGAAUUUACACGUGGUUUUAAAGAACUUAUAAAAGGAAAUGAUACAGAUAUGAUGCAAUUACAACUCAAUGAAGUAUUCAAUAAUCUAUCAUGUCAAGAACAAAUUUAUGAUUUUUAUGAAACAUUACGAAAUGGAUCAAGUGAAUCAGUUGAACAAUUUCGAUCAAUUCUUGAAGUAGUUGUAUGUGAUAUAAUUAAAUAUCGUAAAGAGAUUAAACGAUUAGAAGAUUCAUAUAAACGAGAAAAAGAAAUGAAUGAAAAUUACUUAAGACGUAUGGAAGAAGAUCAAGAACGUGAAAUGCGUCAAUUAGAAGAUAAAAUUCGUAAAGAAGAACAAAAAAAAUUUGAAGCGUUACGAGAAUCAAUUCAACAACGUGCAUCAAAACAAAUAUCUGAUUUACAAGCAAAUGUUCAACGUUUACAAGCUAUUGAACAAUGUUAUCUUGAUCGUCAAUCAAAUGAAGAUUCAUCAAUUGGUUUAUUGCGUGAAGACAUUUCGAAAUUAACACAUGAAAAUCAAACACUUAAUUCAUCAUUAAAUGAUUCAUUAACUAGUAUUGCAAUAUUAAAAAGUGAUUUACAAUCAUUAAAAACACAGCUCAAUGAACGACAAGCAAUGUUAUUACAAGAAAAACAAGCAUCAUCAAAUAGUUAUCGUGAAAAAGAAUCAUUACAAUCAAAUAUUCGUCAACUUGUUGAAGUCAAUAAAAAACUUCGUGAUGAAAAUGAUACAUUACGUGAAACGAUUGAAUCAAAUCAAUCUGCUGUUUCUCCUUCCGAUAUUCCUCUAGCAUCAAAACGAUCGAUAUCUCGAACUGGAUCAAUUCUUGAGAAUUAUUGGACUACGAAUAAUCCUAAAAUGGACUGUACAUCACCCACAUAUAUGCAAACAACUCAACUACAAUCAUCCAGUCUUAGAACAAUCAAUUCAUUUGAUAUCGAAUCAACUGAUGAAAUAGGUAUAACUGCAAACAAAAAUUCAUCUAAAUCUACACUCGAUGUUGCUGAAAGUUCAUCACAAAAAGCUUUACCAGCAAUAUCAAAUUCAUUUUCUACUAAUACAGCUAAUAGGAGCAAUACUAUGAAUGAUAGUGGUUUAUCAUUAACAACAGUACGUGAUGUAACUGAAUUUGAAUCCGAUCGUGAUUUCAAUCUAAUGUCAAGAAAUUCAAAACAAUAUCGAUCGAUGCCUAUAAAACGUAAUAAUGAUGAUACUGAAUCUGAUGAUGUUUUUGAUGAGAAUUCAUUUGAUCGUAAUAAUCCAAAACGAUGGUCUCAACAGCGUUCAAUAAAACGAACAUCUAGUGAUGGACGUUCUUCAUUAAAACGUUCUACCAAUAAAUCCUUUACAUCUAAUAUUAUGCCUAUGCGAAAACAGAGUGGAUCAUCAAUAGCAGAUUUCCAACAAGAACAAAAUAUAUCAAAUCUUCCAUUUGAUCGUAUGUAUAAAGUUGUUUUUUGUGGUGAUGCAGCUGUUGGUAAAAGUACAUUAAUAAUGCGUUUAUGUAAAGGAAAAUUUAUUUCAAAUGUUAAUUCUACAUUGGGUGUUGAUUUUCAAAAUAAACAACUCGAAUUAGAUAAUAAACGUAUAGCUAUACAAUUAUGGGAUACAGCUGGACAAGAAAGAUUUCGAAGUAUUGCAAAAUCAUAUUUUCGUCGAUGUGAUGGUGUUAUUCUUGUUUAUGAUGCCACAUAUGAACGAUCAUUUUUAAAUGUUCGCGAAUGGAUUGAUACAAUAUCAGAAUCAACACCUAAAAAAGUUUCAGUUAUGAUUGUAGCAAAUAAAAUUGAUUUAAGAGAUCAAAUGCGUUCAGAAGGAAAACGCGUUAUUGAACGUGAAGAUGGAGCAAGAUUAGCUAAAGAAUAUCAAGCAUUAUUUAUUGAAACAAGUGCAAAAGAUGGUACUAAUUCAAAUGAAACACUUAUAGAAUUAGCUCGAGACAUGCAAUGUAAUGAAGAUUUAGAACGUUACCGUGUAAAGGGAAUUGAUUUAGAUAAAACAACGAAAAAAUCUACAUGUUGUGGUAGUAAAUCUUAA